Molecule: messenger RNA, 5306 nt
Organism: Pocillopora verrucosa
Lineage: Eukaryota; Metazoa; Cnidaria; Anthozoa; Scleractinia; Pocilloporidae
Biological process (GO): regulation of apoptotic process; protein phosphorylation; proteolysis
Cellular component (GO): plasma membrane
Molecular function (GO): protein binding; ATP binding; protein kinase activity
Source: RefSeq, a predicted model, not a curated record
CUCGAAUUUUCUAUCACUUGGAGAAUAGAUUGAAAAUUCAACGACUGGCCUAUUUCACUGAGCUACUCUGCUUUCUACAGUUACAAUUUUUAUCCUUACGCAAUUUCCCGAGGAGGAGGAAGUCCCUAAACGUCACGUGGUCUUUGACUUCCCUAUGAUUUCCUUCUUUCAGGAAGGGUACGGAAGAUGGCGAUUUCAAAUUUACGAGGAUUCCUUAACAAAAUAGCCGACGACAUAGGAUCUGAAGAUCUAGCUAGUUUAAAGUACCUUUGUGGUGACAAAUUGGCCAAAAGAAGGUUAGAAAAUAUAUCCACACCGAGGGAACUGUUUGUAGCCAUUGGUGAGAUUACCGAAGGCGAAGAGCAGCAGCUCUCUUUUUUAAGACAACUCUUUCAUAACGUUGGGAGAUUGGAUUUAAAGGCUAAAGUUCAACGUUUUCUUGACUCCAGAAAAGCAAAUGAAACCAGGACUGAUGGACAAUAUGCUCUACAGAACAAUUUCAACAACACAAUGAAUGGAAGAGCCUCAUCAGCUGUUUAUUCUGGUACAGGUCAAAGUUCAGUAUCUAUGUACCAUCGAAAUGAGAUGCCAGGUCAAAUAGGAGGCUCUGUCUGUGGUUCACCCUCUGUAUCUUUGCCAGUGGAAGGGGCCACUCAACAGGCUGGCAAUCGUUUGCAGUCAGACAUCGUUAAUGUUGUGACAGGUGUAGAUCAACAUGCUCAUCAGUAUACUCAGUAUCCUAUGGAAAAUAUGGCACCAUUUAGAAUUAAUCCAGUCCAAAGUUAUCCAGUCCAAAGCUAUCCAGCCCAACGUUUUCCAGUCCAAAAUUAUCCAUUCCAAAAUUAUCCAGUCCAAAAUUAUCCCAGUUUUGUACAAACUUGUGGUCCAGGGGAACAACAAAGACCUUCCUCUAGAGAAGAGCGAGAGUUUCCCCCUUAUAGCCAAACUCUUGGAGGGAAUCCAUCAGGUCAGCAACAGCCUACUUCUCAGCCAGAUUAUGGAGGUAAUAUUGUUGUGGAACAGCCGAAACCACCACCUGAAGUGCAGCCAAACCCCCUUGUGUACCAAACCCAACACAGUGUCCCAUUUGGUCAACAAGAGCAACCUUCUGAUAAGAUAGAACAUUGUGAAAACUCUCAAGAUCCUGCUGAAUUUCCUCCAAACAAUCAGAGAACAACUGUGGAUCCAGGAUCUCUUAUGACUUUACACUUGGGAAAUUCAACUAUCAGCAGCAAUGCACAACCUGUAGGAGUAAAUGACAAAGAUCAUCCAGAACAAUGGAGCUUAACAGUACAUCCAAAUGAUAUCAAUGUAGGAGCUUCCAGCACCUCAGGGUCAGGUAAAUUGCCAGGCAACAAUUCUGUCCAACUUGGAAGAAGAGAUGAACUAGACAGUCCAAAUCAAGGAGCUUCUGAUAUUCAUUUUGGUGAAACUAAUCCAGAGGAUCACAAAGAACAAGGAAGUUCCACAAUGCAUGUAGCUGAAAAUAGUUUUGGAUCUUCUAACACCUCAGUCUUAGCUAGACUGAGGCCAAGCAGCAAUCAAGCCCAACUUGGAGGAAAGGAUGACAAAGGCAAUCCAAAUCAAGGACUUUCAAGUACACAUUUUGUUGAAAUUCAUCCAGAAUCUUCUAUGGGCUCAGUCUCUGAUGACUUAACUGUUAGCAGUGUAGCUCAUGAUGUUGGAAUUAAUGAUGAAGAUCAUCCAGAGCAAGUUAGUGUAAGAGUAGACCCCACACUAAUGGCAAGCACUACAGGCUCCAGUCAAGUCACAAGAAGUUCAUCUUCAGAGAAAGUUCCAGUUGAAAGAGUAGACCCCACACUAAUGGCAAGCACUACAGGCUCCAGUCAAAUCACAAGAAGUUCAUCUUCAGAGAAAGUUCCAGUUGAAAGAGCUGUGUCAGUCAAUUAUGAUACCGAAGUUGCAGCACAUUUACAUCAGAAAUGCCCAGUUGAGAUGAGCUAUAACUGUUUUAAAAAAUAUUUCAGUAGUAAAAACAGUAAACUACUGGGUAAAGGAGGCUUCGGGAAGGUUUAUGAAGGUACCAAGAAAUUUCAUGGUCAGACUGUUGUCAUCAAAGAAGAGCACCAGACUUACUCUGGACUUCCCCAAGGUGGAGCACAAUUAAAGAGGGAAAAAAAAGUUGGUUAUAUUAAACAUCCCAAUUUGAUGCCCCUUUAUGCUUUUUGUGAGGAGGAAGGCAAACCACGCUGUCUUAUGUAUCCUAAAAUGCACACUGAUUUACAUAAGGCUCUACGAAAGCACUCAAAAGGCCAAAAAUUACCUUUUGGCAUUAGACUAAAGAUUGCCCUUCAUACUGCCAGGGGACUGCAUUAUUUGCAUACAGAAGUGAAAAACAAGAGAUGUGUAAGGCAGGAAAUUGUACACAUGGAUGUAAAGCCAGGGAAUAUAUUUCUUGAUGAACAGUUUAAUGCACGUCUGGGAGAUGCUGGAAUGGCUCAGGAGUUACCUAUGGAUUACUCUUAUGCAUCUCUCAGUCAGAUUCGUGGAACAACUGGAUACCUUGAUGCAUUUCUUAAAGAAAGACACUUUAAACCUGUUAAUGACAUUUUCUCAUUUGGAAUAGUGCUCCUGGAACUUCUCACUCAAAAGAGAGCUGUUGAAAACAAUGUGACCUUGUAUGACAAACUUUAUAAAGAAGGAGUGUUUUCAGAUGUAAAAAACUUAAUUGGUUCAGCACAGAAGGAUGUGUGGCCUGAAAGUGGAGAUGAAAAAGGUUUCACUGAAGAAUUUGCUAAUCUUGCAAUAAACUGUGUAAAACCACCAGAGGACAGAGAAAAACUGCCAAAUGUGUGCAAGAGACUAGAGGACUUACUGGACAAGAAAGGAGUCAGUAAAUAUUCCAAAGAAGGAGCCUAUUGUGUUUCUUGUCUACUAAAUCAUUCAUCAAAGUAUUUGGGAGUGAGGUCACAUGGCUGCAACACUGUUCAGGAGUGUGACUAUUUUUGUGCUACAUGUUUGAUGCAAGCACACCGAAACCCUCUGGAAUGUCCAUACCAUGGGCCUGCUGAACCUCCAAUUGGAGGAUCGGAUACAUAUGCAGUUCUAGUUUGUGGAAAUGACCCAGACUCACCAAAGGCAGCUACAAUCUUUCAACAUGAUUUAAUAGGCUUUAAAAAUGUUUUAACUGAUUGCCGCAUUGUUGGAGUUAGAAAAGAUCACAUAUUUACCAUUAAACCGAAUACAUCAAGAGGUGCAUCACAAUCCAACCUAGUUAAAAAAGCUCUACAAGACCUUAAACAGAAGCUUCAAGGAAAGACGAAUGUGUUUGUUUAUUUUUAUUUCUCUGGUCACAGUGAUCAUAAUGGCAACUUGCUAUGUUCUUCUGACAAUGAUUGCCUAACGGUGGAUGAUUUGGAAAAGCACCUAAACCUUCUCAGUCCCCAUGUCCGUGAAUUCUUGAUUAUUUUGGAUUGCUGCUUUGCUGAUGGCAAUAUUGCUUCAAAACAUCUUAAGGAUGAAAGCUAUUUAGUUCACAAGUCACCUAACCCAGUGAAUGUGGAGGCCCCACCACAUCCUCUUGAGUCACUGUGCAGUAAACUACGAAAGGCAAGUGGCGAUGAGAACUGUUGUGCUACUGACAAGAGUCCUAUUUCAAAUACAGAUUUAGACAUAGCAGCAACUGAUUUUAGUGCUGUGGAUGGGAAUGUGAUCCACAAAGCUCCAGUUACACCACCUUUUACCAUACGUCAGUGGUCUUCUUCAUCAUCUCAACAAUCUUCUUAUGCUUUGGCCAGAACAGGAAGCUUUCUGACACGCUUCAUAACUUGUGGGUUGCGUGGUGCACAUGAUUGUAAAGUUACAAACUGUAAAUUUUGUGGUGCAUUCAAAGCUCAAGCCAAAUCAGUGGGUUAUAUUACUGCUUCAAACCUGGAGGAUUUCUUCUCAAAGCACGUGGAAGAAGCUGCCGCUAAAGCUGGUGGACAAAGGCAGCGUCCACGCAUACGAACACUUCACUCAAAGGACACAAUACUGGCUUUUUACAAUGAAGAACCAUUGUGUGAUGAGAUGGUGUUCAAAUCAGCUUCUGGGUAUACAGAGCGAAUUGUAGUUAAGGAGUUCCCUCUUCACCUUUUUGAUUUUCAAUGCAUGGUGUUUGACAAGGUUAAAGAUCACCUCCCCACUUGUGCCGAGGUAAAGCACCUUCAGAUUCUCUGUGAUGAUGAGGAAAUUGGGAGCACAUCUUAUGUAGACCUCAAAGAUUACCUUAGACAGGGGUAUGAUGUCAGAUGUCAGUUAAGGCCAUGUUAUAGUAUUGUAAGAGGUCCAGUGGUUGUUGAGAUCCAAACUUACAAGAAUCAGGUUCUGACUCUUUUGAACUCUCUUCAGUUGUCAAGAAAUGAACAACAGGAUUGUGUUACCUUUGAGAUGAAAACUAGUGAGAAAUCUCUCAAUGCUGAGGAUGUCAGAGAAUGCUGUGAUGAAGACCCCAACCUCAGUGGUCUUAAGGAAAGCUCUGUGGGAAAAUCAAUUGCAGUGAUUCUGACAGAGGCAUCUGUGCACCAAGGAGUGUUAGAAAUAAAGGUUUCAGACCAAAGCAUGGACUGCUGUUUUACUCAGCAGGAUUGAACAGUACACCAUUGAAUGUCAAUAAUUGAAUAUGUUCUGUGGAAGGUUUUGAACAACUGAAGAUUGCACCUAGAUUUGUAUUGACAACACUUAGAUUCUUAUAUCUUAUAUCAAUGAUCGGUCUCUAAAUGGGAAGAAUUUUGAAUUUUACCUUACUUAUAAUUCAUUUAGCUGUAGUUAGUGAAGUCUGAAAGUACGAACAUCAAGAAUUUAAAUGAAAGUUUGACUCUUUGAAAGAUAAGCCUACUCUUGCUGCAGCAUGUUUUCUAAAAAUAUUUAAUGGUUGAGUUAAUUAUUUCAUCAGUGUAAAAAUAUUUGGAAAUAACAAAUUAUAAAUGAUAUUGGAAUGCAUGCUGUAAUAAUUGAUAAGUUGCACUUCCAAUAAUUGGCUUAUGGCUGCGUUAUAUUUGUUUUUAGAAAACUUGAGUUUAUUUCUUUGCCAAGGCUUGAAUUACAAAGAAAUACAGUGGACCCCUUUCAGCAUGUUUCACUUGUCCAGUCAAAGCUCCCACCAGCCAUUAUCUGUUGAAAGCAAAAAAAUUGUGUGCAAUUUACAAUCACAGGUAAUAAUCCUUUAGGGUGGACAGAGUGUAAGUGUGAAAAUCCAAUCUGGAACCAAAACAACAAUAACACUGCAUUUAUGCAAGGUCUGCAUUUACUUAAAGAAUUCUCUCCUUGCAUUAAAAGAGUUUUCAGGGUAUUUAGUAGACAUGUGA